UAAAAAGUUAUUCCAAACAACUUGAAAAACGCCCAUUCGAACGCAGGUUUUGAUAUUUGAUUGUGUCUUUUGGAGGACACUUUGUGGCUGACACUGCAGGAAUUGCGCAUCGGACUGAAGUGAAGCUUUUCGUUGGACGGGGGAGCUCGCCGACGCCUUUCUGGACUGCUCAUCGUCUCUCUCAGCGACCCAUGAGCCGCUGAAAAAAAGAAAGAAAGAAAAAAGCAGCGGACCACAUCGGGAAAAGUAGUUUGAAAGCCGCAAUGGGCUGCACCAUCAGCGCCGAAGACAAAGCCGCGGUGGAGAGGAGCAAAAUGAUCGAUAAAAACCUGCGAGAAGACAGGGAGAAGUUACUGAGAGAAGUGAAGCUGCUUUUGCUCGGUGCUGGGGAAUCGGGGAAAAGCACGCUAGUCAAGCAGAUGAAAAUCAUUCACGAAGAUGGCUACUCAGAGGAAGAGUGCAGUCAGUACAAGGUGGUGGUCUACAGCAACACCAUCCAGUCCAUCAUGGCCAUCAUCCGGGCAAUGGGACACUUAAAGAUAGACUUUGGCGAUGAGUCCAGGGCGGACGAUGCCCGACAACUGUUCGCGCUCGCCAGCUCGUCAGAGGAAGGGGCGAUGUCGGCCGAGCUCAGCGGCGUGAUCCGGCGGCUGUGGGGCGACCGUGGCGUUCAGGCCUGUUUUGACAGAUCACGAGAAUAUCAGCUCAACGACUCUGCUCCAUACUACCUGAACGACUUGGAUAGGCUCUGUCAGCCCAACUACAUACCGACCCAACAAGACGUGUUGCGGACGCGUGUCAAGACCACGGGCAUCGUGGAAACUCACUUCACCUUCAAAGAUCUCUACUUCAAGAUGUUUGAUGUGGGAGGUCAGCGCUCGGAGAGGAAGAAGUGGAUUCAUUGUUUUGAGGAAGUCACGGCCAUCAUUUUCUGCGUUGCGCUCAAUGACUAUGAUCUGGUCUUGGCUGAGGACGAGGAGAUGAACCGCAUGCAUGAAAGCAUGAAGCUUUUUGACUCUAUCUGCAACAACAAGUGGUUCACAAACACUUCCAUCAUCCUCUUCCUCAACAAGAAGGACCUGUUUGAGGAGAAGGUCGGCAAGAGUCCGCUCACAAUCUGCUACCCGGAAUACACAGGUGAGAAUUCGUACGAGGAGGCGGCGAUGUACAUCCAGAGCCAGUUUGAAGACUUGAAUAAACAAAAGGGCAGCAAGGAGAUCUACACCCACUUCACUUGCGCCACGGAUACCAAGAACGUGCAGUUUGUGUUUGACGUCGUCACGGAUGUCAUCAUCAAAAUCAACCUGACGGAUAUCGGGCUUUACUAAAGCCACGAAGGCAUCACGAGGGGACUCUGGUCGCCCUUGGCUGGUACAGUAUGCUGUGUCUGCAUAAGUUCCUGUGGAAAGUGUUUUACGAAAGGACUAGUGAGCCGGUGCCGUCUGCAGCGAGUGUGGCAUCCGCCGUUGUGGGGGACUUGCUUCGCGAUACCUUUUAGUCUUGGCCGAGUUUACGCCGGGAUGAAGCGAUCGGUGAGAGCGGCUAGCGAAGCCGUCACUGUGAGUUCUUGUGGGUCUUUGCAUCUGGGGCAGGUAAAGACUGUCUGUUUUUCACGCUUAAACAUUCACUUGGGAAGAGUGGCGUGCAUUCACUUUACCUGGUUGUUUCGUGUUACGUAGCUUUUAUUUUUAAAUUGGCUGGCAGUAUUGCUUUGGAAUGUAUAAAUGCCAUAACUUGCGUAGAGGAGUUUUACAUACAGGUCCUGGGUUUACUUUGCGUAAAUCAAAUAAAUUCCGCAGCAGCACAAUCUAACUUUUUAAUACACUGCCUCACUGCACUUAAAGUUCAUAAAGGGAGAUAUUUCUCGACUAAUGUUAUUCACUUAGUAGGCUCAAUAUUGAAGCCAUUUCCCCCCCCCCCCCCAAGUGCUUAAAGAAGUGCAUUUUUGGUUUCACAACUCUCACCUCAUCCCGAGGAGGCCUUUAUUCUUCCCCUCAUGUCCUAUCAGUCAUUUUCCCCAUUUAGAAUUUCUAUGUCUUUGCUCUGCAUUUAUAUUGGCUCAUUUGAACAUCACGAGUCGACGGGGAGAACGCUCGCCCUUCCUUUGUUUUGUUUGAAAUGAAAACCUCACACCAGGCGGCCGAUGACCACCUCGAAGCGUUAGAACGGCCACUUCCAAACAAAGCCGUGAAGGUUGUAACGCGCACGGGGAAAACGGUCUGUAGCGGGAUGACCUGAUGCUUGACGUGGACAAGGGGACCGUCAACAGUACGGAAGACAGCAGGGAAUGCAAAUCAACACGUAAAUGUUGCUAUUUCGCACGGCAACAAAAUGUGCUUUCGCGGUUGCGUAUUCAAAGAGUUAGCAAAGCAGAAUUUGGGUGACUGCUCCAGCGCAGUAUGCGCAUCUUUAACUACUGUGCUGGGCCACGUCCACAUCUGGAGAACUGAUGCAAUCUUGUCCAUACUCUACGUCGCCCCAGUCAUUGUUUCAAUUCGGACUGCGUUUACACUUUUGAUACCAUUUUGCUUUGAUUUAAACGCACUGCUUAUCACUUAUUUAAAAUGACUUUUAUUAUUAUUAUUAUUUUUAUUUUUUUUUACUCUGGUUUAUUUGUUAUUAGUACUUUAAUCAAAGGAUUGCGUUGAACAAGAAGAAAUUGAAUAAACAUUUCCUACGAUGUGUGGCUUCCAUUGUCCUGCGUGACUACGGUAUACACAAGAAAGUGUUAAAAGUUGCAUCAAAUCUGCUUUUUUUAAACAUUAUGCAAGACAUUCUAGACCAACAUGCAGGUUUGCGCACUUUUCCCUAUGAAUUCCCACAUAUACGGUUGCAGUGAGAAGUUUACACUCAUCGUAGGUAUGAAAUGUCGUAUUUACUCGCAGCAUUUAAUGAUUCAUUUGAUUUCAUUUUUGAUGAUGAUACAACGUACAUCUUAAAUAUUCCCGGAUGUUCUGGACUAAUUCAGGAUAUUUGACCGCACUUAUUGACAAGUUGAUUUCCUGGCAAAGACUGACCUUUGAAGCAUAGUCCACAAAUGUUCAACAGGGUUGAGGUCGGGGCUUUGGGAAGGCCAUUCCCAAAGCUUAAUUUUAGCCAGCAUUAACCAUUUCAAAAGCGGUUUUGAUGUGUGUUUGGGAUCAUCGUCCAUUGGCGGGACAACCGGUGGUCAAGAAGAGUGCUCACAGAUCCGACCAGAAUUAUGCAAUUUUCUAUUUUUAUUGUUGAUGGCUCCAAAAAAGUGGUCGAGGCGAAACUCGCUAGGGGACAUUUAAGACUGAACGGGUAUGUUACAUAAUCAGUCCACCCUGGAAUCAAUCAAUCAAUCAAUCGUUGAGCUCACCGCAACUGUACCUGGAAAUGUCCGGAAUGUUUUACCCCCUCGCAAUGCGGCACAAAUGUAACAGACAACACUCAGUCAUUAAAAAGAUCCAAACAUUA
Phyllopteryx taeniolatus (common seadragon) is the source of this 3441-nucleotide messenger RNA. It is a transcript of the gene gnai3, whose product is annotated as guanine nucleotide binding protein (G protein), alpha inhibiting activity polypeptide 3. Gene Ontology annotation, molecular function: G protein-coupled receptor binding; G-protein beta/gamma-subunit complex binding; GTP binding. Gene Ontology annotation, cellular component: heterotrimeric G-protein complex. The transcript is spliced from 9 exons. Lineage: Eukaryota; Metazoa; Chordata; Actinopteri; Syngnathiformes; Syngnathidae. The record is from RefSeq and is a predicted model, not a curated record. Bases 264 to 1328 code for a protein of 354 amino acids. Gene Ontology annotation, biological process: adenylate cyclase-modulating G protein-coupled receptor signaling pathway.